UUCUCCAUUCUUCAUUCACAACUUUCGGUUAUAAAUCCCUUCACAAAAGGUUUUCUCAACCUCUUGCCAAACCCAACCACUGUAUAUAUAUACAUAUAUAAUUAUAAAUAUAUUAUAGUUUUUCUCUAACUAUAAGCUUUACUUUUUUUUUUGCUUAAUUAUACAAAAUGGAUCAUUCUCUGAAUUCAUCAAGAGGCAAAGUAGUACCUACCACACCCACCACAACCAAAAACCAAAGUGGUCAAGAAGAAAGUGGAUGGACAACUUACUUUGAUGAUUUCUCAAAAGGUAUAGAACCAAGUUAUUGUUCUGGUGGUGGUUCUUCUUUGCUUUCAGAUGCUGCUUCUUGUGCUGCAUGGAAAUUUUCUCAUCAUCACAAUCAAGUUGCAUCAAAGUUACCAAAGAAACUUUGUUUCAAGAAAACAAGAUCCAAAAUUAUAUCAGAUGAUGACCCUUUAGAAGAUACUGCUAGCUCUCCUGUCAAUAGUCCCAAGGUGAGAGACUUGAGUCCAAAUGAAAUGGCUUCUAGGAAGAUUGAUGAUCAACUACAAGCAGGUUCUAUGGGUAAAGGGUACACAUCAUCUGAAAAUCACUCAGAGUUGCUGCAUAUGAAUGAUAAGCAUGAAUUUGGAUUUAAUGAAAAGAAUGUUGAUUGCAUAGACUUGAAGCAAAGAGGGAUUUGCUUGGUUCCUUUGUCUUUGUUGGUUAAUUAUUUAGGGUGAUCAUGACUGAUAUUUUUGUCUAUAUCCUCUCUCUUUCUCUCUCUCUCUUCUCCUUCUUGUCUCUUUUUCUUUGUGUUCUUCUGUGUGGAUCAAGUUAUGGAAUUGUAAAGUAUGAUCAAUAUCAGUGACUGUACACAUAAUUUGUAUUAUAUAUACCAAAUAUAUAUAGUUAAAAUGUGGGUUAAUACAUGUUUACCCCUAUAAUAUAAGCGAUUUUCGGUGUACCUCCGGUAAAAAUAUUGUUUAGAUUUCAACCUGUAAUUUGAAGAUUCUUUGAUUUUAGACCUUCAUGGCAUAAAAUUACAAAAUUUAAGGUAUUUUCGCACCCUGUAAUUUGAGAGAAUUUCAGUUUAGCCCUCCCGUCAUAUCAUUGAUUUCGUAGAGUCAAAAUUCAUGAAGCUCUAAAACCAUAGAAUCUUCAAAUUACAGGGUUGGAAUCUAAACAAUUUUUUUUACAGAGGGUAAACUGAAAAUCGCUAAUAUUACAAGGGCAAACUUGUAUUAACCCUUAAAAUAUUGAUAAA
Molecule: messenger RNA, 1246 nt
Organism: Medicago truncatula (barrel medic)
Lineage: Eukaryota; Viridiplantae; Streptophyta; Magnoliopsida; Fabales; Fabaceae
Product: vascular-related unknown protein 1
Exons: 3
Coding region: 168-722 (184 amino acids)
Biological process (GO): xylem development
Source: RefSeq, a predicted model, not a curated record